Oxyura jamaicensis (ruddy duck) is the source of this 5515-nucleotide messenger RNA. RefSeq names its product speckle type BTB/POZ protein like (gene SPOPL). The record is from RefSeq and is a predicted model, not a curated record. Gene Ontology annotation, biological process: proteasome-mediated ubiquitin-dependent protein catabolic process; regulation of proteolysis. Gene Ontology annotation, cellular component: cytoplasm; nucleus. Gene Ontology annotation, molecular function: ubiquitin protein ligase binding. Lineage: Eukaryota; Metazoa; Chordata; Aves; Anseriformes; Anatidae. Bases 248 to 1426 code for a protein of 392 amino acids. The transcript has 11 exons.
CGGCGCGGCGCUCCCCGCCCCCUCCGUGCCCGGAAGUGCGGCGGCGGCUCGGCGGCGGCUCCUCGGCGGGGCCGUACGGGAGCCGCGAGGGGCCGCGAUGCGGCUCCGCCACCGCCCGGCCUCGCCGCUUCCGCCUCCCGCCGCUGACCGCUGGCCGCCCGCCCCGGCGCUAUGAGAGCCGCCGCGCCCCGGAGAAUUACUGAAGUCUGGAUUGCUAUUUUGAUACUAUAACCUGCAAUAAGUGGCAAUGUCAAGGGUUCCCACCCCACCUCCUCCUGGGGAGAUGUCCAGUGGACCUGUGGCUGAAAGCUGGUGUUACACACAGGUUAAAGUAGUAAAAUUUUCCUACAUGUGGACCAUUAAUAACUUCAGUUUCUGCCGAGAAGAAAUGGGUGAAGUUUUAAAGAGUUCUACCUUUUCAUCAGGGCCAAAUGACAAAAUGAAAUGGUGCCUGAGAGUGAAUCCAAAGGGAUUAGAUGAUGAAAGCAAAGACUACCUGUCAUUAUAUUUGCUUUUAGUCAGUUGUCCAAAAAGUGAAGUCAGAGCAAAAUUCAAAUUUUCCCUGCUGAAUGCUAAAAGAGAAGAAACUAAAGCAAUGGAAAGCCAAAGAGCAUAUCGGUUUGUGCAAGGCAAGGACUGGGGUUUUAAGAAAUUCAUCCGAAGAGAUUUUUUACUAGAUGAAGCUAAUGGUCUUUUACCAGAUGACAAGCUUACGUUAUUUUGUGAGGUAAGCGUGGUCCAAGACUCAGUAAAUAUAUCAGGACAGUCUAAUACAAACACUUUGAAGGUACCUGAAUGUCGACUAGCAGAAGAUUUAGGGAAUCUCUGGGAAACAACAAGAUUUACAGAUUGCAGUUUUUAUGUAGGAGGACAAGAAUUCAAAGCUCAUAAAUCUGUCCUUGCAGCACGAUCUCCAGUUUUUAAUGCAAUGUUUGAACAUGAAAUGGAGGAAAGCAAAAAGAACCGUGUGGAAAUAAAUGAUGUAGACCCUGAAGUUUUUAAAGAAAUGAUGAGAUUCAUUUACACAGGAAAAGCACCAAACCUUGAAAAAAUGGCUGACAACUUGUUGGCAGCUGCAGACAAAUAUGCACUGGAACGGCUGAAGGUCAUGUGUGAGGAAGCACUCUGUAGUAACCUCUCGGUAGAAAAUGUUGCUGACAUUCUUAUCCUCGCAGAUUUGCACAGCGCUGAACAGUUAAAAGCACAAGCAAUAGACUUUAUUAACAGGUGCAGUGUUCUUAGACAACUUGGGUGUAAAGAUGGGAAAAACUGGAAUAGCAACCAAGCAACAGACAUAAUGGAAACAGCAGGCUGGAAGUCCAUGAUCCACUCCCACCCUCACUUAGUAGCAGAGGCCUUUCGCGCACUAGCAUCUGCACAGUGUCCACAGUUUGGCAUUCCACGCAAACGGCUAAAACAGUCAUGAAAUCUUCCAUGAACUUAGAGAAAUUGAAUUGACUCUACUCCUCCAUGUCCAGAGGUGUUUUCACAAACCAUAACAAGAGUUUUUGUUAUCCUUGUACACAGAACAGAAGCUGAAAAAGCCUCUUGUUUGCUUUUCAGAUGGAUAAUUUAUGGUUUAAUCCUCAGCUUUAAAUUAGACUGAUUACUCUAAUUCACUGAAAGGCCUUAAAUUAUCUUCAAUGACUCUAGUCCAUAUAGUUUAAUGUAUCUUGAUUUUUUUAUUAUUAUUAUUUUUUAAUGUGCCUUGUCUUUUUGACUAGGCUCUGCAGGAUUGCACUAGCUCCAUAAUGCAGUAAAGUUGAUAACUGAAGAUUAAUUUUUGAAAGGGAUCUUCCAUUAUUUUCAGAAGAAAAAAGAUUAUUAUAGUUUGGUCCUGUGCUAACUGGAAGGUUUUAACUAGCCUCUCAUUGAAAGCACUUGAACCAGAGGCGUGUAAUGUACCCUAGGCAAGUGCUAAGUAUAGGGAGAGCCUGUUUACCUUCAGCGAAUGCCUACAGGCUAUUUAUGGCAAUAUACUGCUUUGAACAUAAUUUAUUUUUCAUUGUGGGGCAAAUAUGCAAUGGUUUGGCCCAAAAAUGUAUUUUCAUUACAGUUUGUAAUGCUUAUUGUGUGUGUGUCAAAGCUGUCCAAACGGUGAAAAGAAACACAGAAUAAACCUCUUACUUGUGUUUCUUUACGGUCCAUCACUAGUUUACAUUUAAUGCAGAACUGAAUGAGAGGCAAGGAGUUCAAUGUGAAAACAGAAUAGUAUUGUGUAUGGAGAAAUAUAUCCCACAUGUACGGUUACAUAGCAAAGUAAAGGAUGCAUAGAAUGACCAAAUGUAAAUUGAAGAAAUGGGCCAAAUGGAUUAUAUGCACUUUUAACGUGUAACUUUUGUAUGUUGUGUGGUACAUAUAUAUUUUGCUUUUGAUGAAUUAAUGAGGUACAGGUAAUUGUGGCUUAACUUUUUAGAUACAUUUUCAGAUGCCCACAGCCACAUGGGAUUUAGUUUUGUUAGAAGAGAAAGGCAUGUCUUUUUAAGACUCAGUUGAAGGUGACUAUUGCAAGCUUUUGUAUUUAAGUAACAGAAUAUUUUCUCUUAUUUGAAAAAAGCAUGUGAAAGAUAAAAUUCUGGAGGAGGGAUUUUUCCCGUCUUGAUGUGUGUGCACAGUUUCUGUUAACACCUGGGGAGGCUGCAUACACAUCAAGAGGAAUAUUUCCCUGAAAUGUCAGAUGGUGUUUGCAAGCAGAGACUUGCUCAGUCUUGCAUUUCAGUUAUUGUGCUAGCAUUGUGGAUGAUAUUGAAAUUCUGCAUAAUGUGAAAAGGAUGAAACAUUUGUAAACUGCUUGUCAUGGGCCAGUUCUUUAUUAUAUGAACCUUAGCUUUAAUACCAACAUCCUCAGUGUUUGAUAGCUUUGUUUACAAUUGGGAGGAAAAGUCUGCAGUAGUGCACACUCUAAAUGUUUCCUGAGUUAUUACAUUAAGUUUACUGUAAUAGUGAUAAUACAUUGUAUUUCUUCUUUGGGAAGACUUUGGUUUAGUGCUGGAGAAUGGGAGGAGAUCUCACCUAAUUUAUAAUCAUUUUUGGAUAAAGGUUUUAGUUUGCCUAGUAAAAAAAAAAAGUUAUGCAGGGAGGAGAGAGGAGGAAUUCCACAUUGUUUACUAUCUUAAAAUCUAUCUGCAUCCUCAUUUCAUUAAGAUUCAUCUGAAUUGCUCUAAAUGAAAUUUUUAGAGGAAAGAGUAUAUAGUUUUAUACUUUGGUGUCUAGUGAACCACUAGCAAAGACAAAUUGGAAGAAACGCCCGGGCCAAUUUCUAAAUAAAAUAACCUCUAAACAUGCAUUUUCUUACCUUCUAACUAAAUCUUUAUGGUGGAUAAAGUGUAAAAUCAGAAACUUUAAUAGUACAUAAGGCAUCAAAUUAUAUAUUUACAGAGAUUUAUCCUUUUAUCAAUUUUUAAAUAUUUAUCUAAGGUCUCAUAAGCAUUCUUCACAAUAAGACGUAAAGGUAAUUGUUCCCUCCAAAAAGUGAUGUUUUUGCUGCACUGUGUAAUGUGUUAGAACUAAAUAUCCUCAUACCCAUCACUGGUAAAACUUGCAGCUCUAACGUACCAAGUGACUUGAAUAUUUAAUACUGUAAUGAUUGUCCAGUUCAGCUUGUUCUAAAGUAACAGCAUACAGUAAUCUAAUGGAACGCUUAAGGAUUUUAUGAAGACUUUUUCAGAAGCUUAAUAGCACACUUUGUACCAAAAAGUCAGACACUGUGCUGUGAUAUUAUCUACGUUGUGAAGUGUCCACUUUUCAAGUUAGGCAGUGUAUACCAUACAUUACACUAACAGGGAGGAAAAAAAAAAACACAAAUCAUGACUGAUCUGUUGAGAUUUGGUUUUAUUUAUUAUGUAUAUUAAGUUUUAUCAGCUCUUAAGGAAAAGGUAAAACAGUUGCUGUAUUCUUAAGUGAGUGCACUAACUAUUCACCCCUUCUAUUCUCUAACUACAUGCAGUGUUCUCACUGGAGCAGGACAGCUGAUAACUGCAGCGUUCAUCAGACUCAGUAGCUUGUUUUCAUUCCCCACAUCUCAAGAGCUCGCCCUUCAAAACCUCAGUUGUCAGUUCUAAGUGCAGAAGAUAGAGAACUAUCUAUUACAAUGGACAGGUUUUUUUCAGGCUGAAGUCUUUAGGGUUUUUUCUUAGUUUUGUAUACAGAUUAGGAAUAUAUUGUAUGAAGGUGCCAUGUUUUGGCUUGCCAACACUACUCCCUCGGAUAUAUGUGAACCACCGCUUCCAUACUUUUCUGGGGAGAACCCUGCAUGUGUCCUGUGUGUGCGUGCGUGUGUGUGUGUAUGACUGUGCGGUGUUUUUUUUGUCAAGAAUGACUUUCUAAAAAUAAGGACUCAAUUUGCUGUUAAAAUGCUAUUAUGUAUUAUAUAUUUUUUUUCCAUUUGGACCUCUCCUAAGGAGAUGCUUUGGGUGGAAGAGGCUUCAAUAAACAAUCCUUAUUUUCUAGUCCAUUUACUGCAUGCAGAAGUAUAAACACAUUGUGCCUUUUUUAGGAAACUGUUGCAAUGAAGGGAAGAUUUAACAGGAUACAAGAUCUUUUAAAAAGGUAUCUUUAAAGGUGAAGGAGAAUAUUUGACAUGUGGUUGAGUAAAAGUUACAGGUUAUAUCUUUGAACUCUGUUGCAUGUUGACUCUUGCUUCCACAAUUAAGUUUCCCUGAGAACCUACCCUGGUUUCAGUGUGGAAACUGCAAAAAUGUGGAAUUACGGAUACAAGUUGAGUAAUGGUAUAUUUUGUGAAAAUGUGAACAUAUUUGCUGUUACAAGCUGAGUGUAUGUCAAAAUAUGAUAAUCAUGGAUACAGAGUUAGUUUUACAAGUUACUCUAGUUUUGAUGUUUUUCUAAACAUUGAGUGUUUAGCAUAAAAUUCACCUUUGCACAGGUCAGUAGAAGACCUACAUGGAGAUGAUGUUCCUUUUAAAUCCUCAUGGUAAGGUUUCUCCCUUGGGAGAUUAAAAUAAUGUGCAGUACUUGAAACUGUGUUUCAUAAGACAGUGAAUUGCAAAUGUGAGGUAUUGCUGCCUGAAGUUGUUGAAUUACGUUGACUUUUGCAGUUGGUUAAAAUUCCUUAUCUUAAUUGAUUUUUUUGUAUUUGACAAAUGGAAUGUUCUUUAUCUGGUGUUGAUAGCAUAUUUAGUACAGAGCUUAGCUCAUUAGCUAGCAAGACACUGACUUAGUCUCAUAACUCGGCUUCUGCUUACAGUAAAUGGACUGUUUGUAAAGGGAAUUCACUAUUUCAAGUGUUUUGCAAGGAACUUCACUGUAUUUGUAACCUGGUUUUUGAAGGCUUGAGAUACAUGAGUCCUAUUUUAGAAAUUAAGUCAGUGAAAUGACUUAGACCUGUUUUGGGGUGGAAAUGAUUAAGAGAAUUCAGAUAUGUAAACAGUUGUAUCAAACCAUCCAGCCUUUUUUUAUCAGCUGAUGUUAAUGGUGAAAUACUUUUUGUACCUUGUUGCUGAAAAUAUUUUUGCGUUUCAGCACAUCAAGUUACAAUAAAGUUGUUACUUAUACAGAA